This is a messenger RNA of Mycena citricolor, 513 nucleotides long. Lineage: Eukaryota; Fungi; Basidiomycota; Agaricomycetes; Agaricales; Mycenaceae. The record is from the annotation of a GenBank genome assembly.
AUGGCAUAUGAAACAAAACCACUUGGCCCAGACUCAUGGCUACUAGACAGCGCCGCAAGCGUACACAUUUCUGAUAAUAAAUCUCUUUUUUCAUCCUAUGAAUCGCUAAAGAACCACAAAAUUAUAGGUAUUGGAUCGAGAUCAGCAGAGGGCCAGGGCACUGUACAGUUGGUAUUCGAAGUAAGGGGGAGGACUACGAAUGUCACACUGGAACGAGUACUGUAUCUCCCUUCAUCCCCCUAUAACAUCAUCUCUCUAGGAAAGCUCCAUCGAGCUGGGCACCGGGUUGACUUCCCCCUAGGAGGACCCAAAGUUGCCGUCUACUCAGAGCAAGGAGUCAAGAUUAUGCAGGGCAGGAACAUCGACAAUAUUUACGCUCUGGAGAAUGUCACCCCAAAAAUAUCACCCCCUACCAACGACCAUGUUCUCACGGUGAUAGGCUGGCUACCAGACAUGCUCUGCACCAGCUCUGUAAGGGCGUAUUUUUGCGCUUUUUACAGAGUUUACUCUUGA